This is a messenger RNA of Adineta steineri, 1590 nucleotides long. The record is from the annotation of a GenBank genome assembly. Lineage: Eukaryota; Metazoa; Rotifera; Eurotatoria; Adinetida; Adinetidae.
GGAACAAUUUUAAUAUCUGGUGGUUUUGGUGGUCUUGGUUUAACAAUAUCUCGAUGGAUGAUUGAACAACGAGGUGUUAAACAUAUAGCACUUAUGAGUCGUCGAACAUCAAUUGAACUUGAACAACCUUCAAAUCCACAGUAUGAUGAUUGGUUAAGAUUAAAACGAACAACAAAAGAAUAUAAUGCUCAUGUUGAUGUUGUUCAAGCAGAUGUAACAAAUUUUCAACAAGUUCAUGAUUUAAUUGAAAGAUUUCAAAAAACUUGUUAUCCUAUUCGUGGUAUUAUUCAUAGUGCUGUUGUUGCAGAAGAUCGUACUUUAGGCAAUUUAACACAAGAACAUUUAUCACUUGUUUUACCACCAAAAGUUCGUGGUGCAUGGUAUCUUCAUCAAGCUACACAACUUCUUCAUGCACCUAUUCAUUUUUUUAUUAUGUUUUCAUCCAUUCGAAAUCAUUUACUUGAAGUUGCAUCUGCUGGUUAUAAUGCUGGAAAUCAAUUUCUUGAUGCACUUGCUCAUUAUCGUUGUACAAAACUUAAUUUACCAGCAUUGUCAAUUAGUUUACCAGCUGUAAGUGGUGCUGGAAUGUUUCAUCGUCAUAAAGAAAUGCUCAAUACUUUAAAAGUCACACAAGGUUUUGAAUUAAUGCCAACAGUAAGUGUAUUCGAAUUAAUUGAAUGUUUUCAUCAAACUCAAAAGAUUUGUCCAUGUCCUGUUAUUUUUGCUGUUAAUUGGCAAACAUUACAUCGAAAUUAUCCAACAUUAGCUACAUCUUAUUUAAGAAAAAUAGUUGGUGAGCGUUAUAAAGAAAUGAAAUUUGAUCAACCAUCAUCCCCAGGAAAAAGUAAUUCAAAUGAGUCUACUAUGAACAAAAAAGAAACAAUUAUUGAACGAACUCAAUCAGCUGUUGCACGAUUAUUAGGUGCAGCUAGUGUUGAUCGUAUAGUUAUUGAUCGUUCACUUGUUAGUCAAGGUAUGGAUUCAUUAGCUGCUGUUUCAUUAUUUAAUUGGUUAGGUCAAGAAACUGGCAUUUAUAUACCAUUAGUUGAUCUUCUUCAAGGACUUUCAAUUAAAACAAUUGCAACACUUGUUUAUAAUAAACUUAAUGAAAAAGAACAAACGAUAUCAUCAGCUACAAAAGAACAUGAUUCCGAUUUUGAUUUAGUUGAUGAAAAUGAAGUUCAAUAUUCUAAUACAUCAACAUAUACUGGUUUAGAAAAUCUCAUUUGUCUACAUCGUUCAAAUCAAAAUAAUACUUCAACUCUUUUUUGUAUCACUCAAAUAUCAAAUGAUAAUAAUAAUGAAGAUUUGUUUACAUUUUUUAUUGAUAAAUUAUCUAAUCAAAAAGAUAAAACAUCAUCAAAUGAUAUCUAUGCUUUACAAAUACCAUCAAUAACAUCAUCAUCUAUAUCUACAUAUGCUCAAAAUCUUAUUACACAAAUGCGUCGUAUUCAACCAUGUGGAUCCUAUCAAAUAGUAGCUAUUCGAAACAAACCAGAAGAAACUAUUGCUCAUGAAAUGUUAAAACAACUCAAAACACAUUCACUCAUUACUAAUACGCAAUUACAUCUUUUAGAUGCUCUCAAUUAA